Molecule: messenger RNA, 2364 nt
Organism: Myxocyprinus asiaticus (Chinese sucker)
Lineage: Eukaryota; Metazoa; Chordata; Actinopteri; Cypriniformes; Catostomidae
Product: ankyrin repeat domain-containing protein 6-like
Exons: 14
Coding region: 1-2190 (729 amino acids)
Molecular function (GO): protein binding
Source: RefSeq, a predicted model, not a curated record
AUGGAGGCAGUGCUCGUUCCACAAAGAGCAGUCGGCGACAAUCAGGGCAGUCUGGAACAUGGUCACCAGACGGCCCUCCACCGGGCAGCCGUGGUGGGAAACCAUGAUGCCAUCUCCGCCCUCAUCCUUGGAGGCUGUGCACUUGAUCUACAAGACAAGGAGGGUAACACUGCUUUACACGAGGUUUCAUGGCAUGGCUUCAAUCCAUGCGUAAAGCUGCUGGUCAAGGCUGGAGCCAAUGUUCAUGUAAAAAACAAAGCAGGAAACACACCUCUACAUCUGGCAUGUCAGAAUGGACAUUCACAGUCUGCUCGAGUGCUUCUGCUUGGUGGAGCUUUGCCUGACAGCAAAAACAAUGUAGGUGAUACAUGUUUGCACAUUGCUGCCCGCUACAAUCACUUGGCCAUGAUUAAGAUCCUCUUGGGUUCUUUUGGCUCUGUGGCUGAGAAAAACCAGGUAGGGGACACUGCUCUCCAUGUCGCUGCCGCCUUAAAUCACAAGAAAACUGUCAGUCUGUUACUGGAGGCUGGAGCUGAUGCAAGCAUAAAAAACAAUGCAGGACACACUGCUCUUGAUAAAGCCCGGGACAAUAACAGCCGAGAUUUAGCAAUUCUUCUGGCAAAAUCCAAUCAGGUCCAGAGGUUUGCACGUGGCAAGACGGUGAGAAAAAGAAGAGACAUAUUGCGGGCACAGAGGAGAGCUCAGUCCCUCCCCGGAGAUCCAGAAGCACCCAGAGUGAAGGAUAGUGCUGAGGUGGCUGGAGAUACAAACAGCAGUGAUCAAGUAUUUCACAGAAUACAACCCGAACGUAACAAAGUCGCUUCGAGCCCCUGCACGAGGAGAAAGAUCAAGAAACCAAGCAGGAAGUCAGAGCAUGUUUACCGGAGAGAGUAUCACCUCCAUGAGAGAGAAUCGCCAUCUCUGAGAGUAAAACACAGCAGCCGCAGCUCUCAGGAAGAAGAGGAAACUCUACAUGACAAAGCCUUUCAGCUUUAUACUCUGUAUAGAGACAAAGAUGGGCAGAUAAAGCAGGCUCCUGCAAACGCCUGUCACUGUAAGCCCCUCAUCAAAAAGCUGGAGAGUAAGCUGAAAGCCACAAAGAUGGAGAUGAGAUCACAAAUUCACACUGUGCAAGAGGAGAUCAACUGCAAACUGGGCAGAAUAGAGCAUAAAAACAAACAUCAGUUUAAAGUGCUUGAGAAACUGACGCAGGAGCGUGUAUCAGCAGAGAGGAUGGAGUGUCAUUAUCGAAUCAAUCAGAGAGCCACAAUGGAACGAAUGGAGGGCGAGAGAAGACAGCAGGUUGCUGCUACCAAUGAGGUGAAAAGCUGGUGCAUGUCUAAGAUACAUGAUCUUGAAGUGCGAAUGCCUGCUGAGACACAAUGCUACAAACUCCUGCGGUCUCCAUCUGUGGAUCACACUCUGGUGGACACAGACUCAGAAGGUCUCCCACUGCUAUCACUCAUCUCUGAUGAGAGCUCUAGCUCGCUGGCCAACUACGUCAAUGUGUUACCCAUCCCAGGAGCAGGGCCACGCUCGGGUGUGAAAAGUCUUGAAUUUGAGGACACGCUGGGGAAGAGAUACUUUGAGAUGGAGCUGGAUGGUAGUUCAGAUGAUUACUAUAAUUUGUCAGACCUAUCCAUGGUGAAACACAAACCGUUAUCACGGAAGCUGGCCGCAGCUGACCCCAAGUGGCGGAGAACAGAACUGCAGGAGGUAGAUUUCUCCAAGCCCAGGCCAGACAAGAGGGAUGAACUGUUUGACAGCAGUGCCAGCAGCAGCCAAACCACAUUCAGCAAGCAAUUCAAUAACAGUGAUACAGAUCAGGCUCCCGGUCCAGCCUGGAAACAUCCCAGACACCUAAAGGAUAGGAUUAAAGCACAUCACGCUCACUCCCAAGAGGGUGGGGCCAUGAAGACCUUGGAGAUUUUUGCAGAUAGGCCCACAGAGGCCACCUUCAUCCAGGAGCGAACAAACUUGCAUGCCAUGGAAGUGACGCACCGUUUCUUUGAGACGGUAUCCACGCAGCUGGAGCGCUGGUAUGAAAGGAAGAUUCUGGAGGCCCAGAGGGUGGCAGAACAGAAAGCGUUGCAGGACAGAGCCAAUCUGCUGGAGAAGAUCAACAUACUGGAGGAAGAGCUACAGAGGCUUCGCACUAACACUAACACUAAAACUAAAACCAACCCUUGACACCACUGAUUUGGUUCAGAGUGUUGGUUUCCAUCUCAGAAAAGUGGUGGCAAUAUGAACUAGUUUAGAGCUUUCAGCUUUGUAAACUAUAGUUUUCCAGUAUUAAAGACCCCAUGAAAUGGCUUAUAAAAUAGCCAAUAGGCUUUAGUUUAUAUUAUAGCCAUGAAUUUUGGA